Nymphaea colorata (pocket water lily) is the source of this 3693-nucleotide messenger RNA. RefSeq names its product phospholipase D delta-like. The transcript has 14 exons. Gene Ontology annotation, biological process: phosphatidylcholine metabolic process; phospholipid catabolic process. The record is from RefSeq and is a predicted model, not a curated record. Gene Ontology annotation, molecular function: D-type glycerophospholipase activity; calcium ion binding. Gene Ontology annotation, cellular component: plasma membrane. NCBI's taxonomy places the organism in Eukaryota, Viridiplantae, Streptophyta, Magnoliopsida, Nymphaeales, Nymphaeaceae. The coding region runs from base 717 to 3257 and encodes 846 amino acids.
UCUGCCGGUGAGCGCCAGAAAACACGGUUCAUCGCAAGCGCCAUCCUCGGAUCUCGAUCACGGAAUCGAGCGAUUCUUUGGGGUGCCUUUGAAUCACGGAGACCACCUUCAAUCACAAUUGCUUGACCUUCUUUUUCUUUUUUUCUAGCUUUUCUCCUUUCUUCAUCCCUUCCAUCUCUCUGAUCGCCCGCUGAAGAAGAUCUCGCCUCAUCCACUUGCUUUCCUUCAAUUCCUCGACUCAAAUCUCGCGGUUGAGGAAAAGAGGAAGCAGGUUAGCUGAUUUGGCAACGUUCGUGUUGUCAAUUUUGAGGAUCAAUCUUGCGAAUUGAUGACAUUAGGGGUAGUCCUUUGGUGGCUUCUAAUUGUUAUUAAUGCGAUCCAUAUAAUGAUCUCUACCCCGUCGUUGUCAACCUCGAGUAGAUUACAAUCAAUGCGUUGGUUCAAGGUGCGUUAGGAAUAGGAUGUUGAUUUGGGAUCAGAAAUGGGGUCUGAAGAUUUCCAUAAGUGGUUCAUUGAAAAGAUUGACACUGGAGCAGGAAGCUUUCUUCAUGAGUUUUAAUGGCGCCUGCAUUCUUCAGCAAAAGCGUAUUCAUCAAUGGCUUACUUUGGACUAUGACAUGUGUAUGACCUAGAAUGUGUGACUUUUUGUCUAUUACCUUGGCGUGAAGACGGUCCUUGCAACCAUUUCUCAUAGCUUGAGAAUUCUAUCUGCAUUGAUGGCUGAUUUUCUCCAUCUACCCAAAACUGGUAGCUCCAACGAGGUUGUGAUCUUGCAUGGAGAUCUUGAGUUAUGGAUCUUAGAGGCUCAUUCGUUACCAAAUAUGGACCUGGCCUCAGAAAGAAUGAGGAGGUGUUUCUCCGUCUUUGGUGGCUGUACCUGUACAUCAGCAAUGCAGAAAGAAGACCAUAACGGUGGAUAUAAGAGUAUAACGAGUGAUCCUUAUGUAUCUGUUUGCGUGGCAGGAGCAACUGUUGCCCAAACUAGAGUCAUCAGUAAUUGCGAGAAUCCUAAGUGGGAUGAGCAUUUCCAGGUCCCUGUAGCUCACCCUGUAUCAAGCAUAGAGUUCCAAGUAAAAGAUAAUGAUAUUCUUGGUGCGGAGCUUAUUGGGGUGGUUAUAGUACCUGUUCAGAAGGUUAUGACUGGGGAUAGAAUCUCUGGAUGGUUUCCAGUGGUUGGCCCGAAUGGCAACCUUAUGAAGUCAGGUCCCGAGUUACAUAUUUCUGUGCAGUUUACUCCAGUAAAUAGCACUCCUGCCAAUAAAGAUGGAGAAGGUUCUCUUACAGAGCAUUGGACUGUCAAUGCAUAUUUCCCACUGCGUAACUGUGGGAAGGUCACCCUUUAUCAGGAUGCUCAUGUUCCUGAUGGUUUUCUUCCUGAAAUCCCAUUAGAUGGGGGCAAAGUAUUUCAGAACAAUAAAUGUUGGGAAGACAUAUGCCAUGCUAUAUUGGAGGCACAUCACUUGGUCUACAUUGUCGGUUGGUCUGUGUUUCACAAAGUAAAGCUUGUGAGGGAGCCGACGAAGCCUUUGCCUAAUGGAGGUGAACUACACUUGGGUGAUUUGCUGAAGUUCAAGUCUCAGGAGGGUGUCCGUGUUGCAAUGCUGAUAUGGGAUGAUAAAACCUCACAUGAUAACUUUCUCUUGAAAACGGAAGGUGUUAUGCAAACACAUGAUGAGGAAACCCGAAAGUUUUUUAGGCACUCAACUGUUCAUUGCGUGCUGUGCCCUCGCUAUGCCAGUCAAAAGCUCAGCAUUUUCAAGCAAAAGGUUGUGGGGACUCUUUUCACACACCAUCAGAAAUGUGUGAUAGUCGAUAGCCAGGCUUCUGGAGGCAAAAGGAAAAUAACUGCCUUUGUAGGUGGUCUCGAUCUUUGUGAUGGCCGCUAUGAUACCCCAGAGCACAGGCUGUUCUGCAAUCUUGAAGAUAUUUUUGCAGAUGACUACCACAAUCCUACAUUUCCAGUUGGCGCACAAUCACCAAGACAACCAUGGCAUGAUUUACACUGCAAAAUUGAAGGACCUGCAGCAUAUGAUGUACUAACCAAUUUUGAACAGAGAUGGAGAAAAGCUACAAAAUGGAAGCAAAGAUUUCAAAAAGUCACUCAUUGGCAUGACGAUGUCUUGAUAAGGCUUGAUCGCAUGUCAUGGAUACUUAAGCCUUCCUCUGUAACUCCUGGAGAUGAUUCUGAUUUCCAAGCCUCCGAGGAAGAUGAUUCGGAAAAUUGGCAUGUGCAGGUAUUUCGAUCAAUUGAUUCAGGUUCUGUGAAAGGCUUCCCAAAACUUGUCCAUGAAGCUGAAGCACAGAAUCUAGUCUGUGGGAAAAACCUUAAAAUUGAUAAGAGCAUACACAGUGCAUACAUCAAUGCAAUUAGAUCUGCAAAGCGCUUCAUCUAUAUAGAGAAUCAGUAUUUUCUGGGAUCUUCUUAUUGCUGGCCAUCUUAUAAAAAUGCAGGUGCGGAUAAUUUAGUACCGAUGGAACUUGCAUUGAAAAUUGUGGAAAAGAUUGAGGCAAAUGAAAGAUUUUGCGUGUACAUAGUAAUGCCAAUGUGGCCUGAAGGAAUUCCAAGUAGUGCUGCAGUUCAGGAGAUUUUGUAUUGGCAGGGUCAAACAAUGCAGAUGAUGUAUGGGCUCAUUGCAAAUGCACUUGCUAAAGUCAGGGGUUCAAAUGACAGGCACCCUCAGGAUUAUUUGAACUUUUACUGCCUAGGAAAACGUGAAAUAGGACAAGGUUCACAUUUAAAUGGUCAACAUGACACUACUCCCUUGGGUCUAGCCCAGAAAUUCCGCAGAUUUAUGAUUUAUGUUCAUUCCAAAGGGAUGGUAGUAGAUGAUGAAUACAUAAUACUAGGGUCUGCAAAUAUCAACCAACGGUCUUUGGAUGGUUCAAGAGACACUGAGAUUGCAAUAGGUGCAUAUCAACCACAUCAUAGCCGAGCUAAAAAGCAGAGUCAUCCUCAUGGACAGGUUUAUGGGUACAGGAUGUCACUUUGGGCAGAACACCUAGGUCAGUUGGAGGACUGUUUCUCCAGGCCACAGAGUCUUGAAUGUGUUGAAUGUGUUAAUAAGUUAGCCGAAAACAAUUGGCGAGCGUAUGUUGGGGAAGAAAUGAGGAGCAUGAAAGGGCACCUGCUAAAGUACCCAAUUAAGGUUGGAAAGGAUGGCCAUGUUGGGCCAUUGCCUGGGUACGAGUGCUUUCCAGAUGUGGGUGGUAAGGUUCUUGGUGCAUAUUCAUCUCUUCCUGAUGUUCUCACCACCUAGACAUACGCUGAUUAAGGAAGAAAAAAACUAUUUUUAGGCUUGGAAAGAGCAAACGUCCCCUACCAAAUGAACUGUAACAGAAUCUCUUACUGAAAAAUGCAUAAGCUGACUAAAACUUGUCCAGAUCAUGGCAGCUAUACUGGAUAGACCUGCAGAAGCGGGAGAACACAUUCUCUUGUUUGAUUAUUUCGUAAGUCAAAUGACUUCUCAGAACGAAUGCUCCAUCUCCACCAUGUCAUAGCACCGUGGAUACUGGACACAGCAGAUGAGCAGAUGCAUCGUGUGCACAGGGAAACCUGCAUUGGACAUGGUAGACUAUAUGCACGACUUCAUUUUGUAUAUUUUGGUAAUGAAUUGUAAUUACAUUUUCAUUCCAGAAUUUAUCAUCAAUUCUGUAUAGAAUUAAUCAUUUGAAUUUCAUUAAACAUAAUAUGUC